AAGGCAUUCAAUUUUCACACUUGCAGUUUAAAUACUCUGUCCGCAAGAAUUCCAAUAUCCAGUUCUUGGCAUGGGGACUGACGGAAAUUCCCCAAUGUCUACAGACAAUGAGCUGCUAUCCCAUCCCCCAUUUCCUACUUCUAUUCUCGAAGAAGGCAAACCGCUCAUCUGCUCUACUGGCAGCGCAGGCGGUGGUGAUGGAGGAGACCACCGGCGUCUUCCUUCGUACUUUGAUCAGGUCCCUGAGGACCUGUUGAAGAAUGUACUGUGCUUCCUUAGCGACUGUCACGAUCGCAACGCUGCCUCCCUCGUCUCCAAGUCAUGGUACCGCGCGGAGGCGAUGACCAGAUCCGAGGUCUUCAUCGGAAACGGCUAUGCUGUACCGCCCCAGUGCACCGCAUCUCGGUUCGGUCAGCUCACCUCACUGAUUCUCAAGCUCGAGCCUCAGUACGAGUGUUUGUACUUUGUGCCGAUUGAUGCCCGUUUCUCGCCCUGGGUCACCGUAAUAGCCGAGUCUUAUCGAACACUCCAGAAAUUGUACCUAAAAAAUUACAUUGUCUCAAACGAAGAUAUCGACAUCCUGGCCCUAUCAUGCCCGAAUUUGAAGGAGCUGGUGUUGGUUCGCUGUAAAGAAGUUGGGACCUAUGGACUUGGCAGGGUUGCUAGAGAGUGCAGUAAUUUAAGGGUACUCGAGGUGAUUGAAUGCCAUGGUAAGAGUGACAAUGUGGACUGGAUUUCAUGCUUCCCCGAUGAUAAUACAUUAAUUGAGUCUUUGAUCUUCGAAGAUUCUAUUAUGUUUGGGUGUUUGAAUUUUGAUGCCUUGGAGCAGCUGGUGACAAGGUCUCCUUGUUUGAAGAGACUUAGGUUGGAUGACGUUGUUUCUAUUAGCCAACUCUAUCGCCUAAUGAUCAAAGCUCCUCUGCUCACCCAUCUGGGAAUAGGUAUAUUUAUUAACUCAAGUGAACAAGAAGCUGCUGUGGGUGAACUAGAACUUCACUACGCUUCUGCUUUUGCUGUAUGCAAUUCAUUAGUUUCUCUUUCUGGAUUCAGGGAUGAACUUCCUAUUUAUCUGCCUGCUCUGUAUCCCAUUUGUGGCAACCUGACCUCUCUCAAUCUCAAAUAUACUCUCAUCAGCUGUGAACAUUUCAAAGAAGUCAUUUUUCACUGCCAUAAACUAAAGUGCCUGUGGGUGUCUGCUAGAGUCCGUGACGAAGGGCUCGAGGCAGUAGCAGCAACAUGUAAGGAUCUGCUAGAGCUUCGUGUUUUCCUGGAUGAGUAUGCCAUUGAUGAUGAUGACGACGACGAUGUUGACGUUCCUGUCUCUGAAGUUGGUUUGCUUGCAAUUUCUGAGGGUUGCCCGAGACUAGAAUACUUAUUAUAUUUCUGCAAUAGAAUGAGUAACGCAGCUCUUGUUGGACUGUCAAAGAACUGCCCAGAUCUUUUGGAAUUCCGUCUCCACACAUCAGGGUGGAGAAGUCGGGACUACUAUACGCGGGGCUCAAUGGAUGAAGGGUUUGGGGCGAUUCUUAUGAACUGUAAGAAGCUUACACGCCUUCACACAUCUGGUUUAUUGACAGAUCAGGCUUUAUGUUACAUUGGACAGUAUGGGAAAUCACUGCGUGCUUUGUCUUUCGGUGUUGCUGGAAAGAAUGAAAUGGGGCUGAAAUUUGUGCUCGACGGUUGCCCUAACUUACUAAAGCUUGACAUAAGUGAUUUCCGAUUCGGUGAUUCAGCUUUGCGUUCUCUUUUGCAUCAUUUUUACAGGCUGCAAUUUGUGAAGAUUUCAACACGCGGGGUAACUCAUCAAUGCUGUGAGGAAAUUGCCCGCCAAUUACCUCAGUUGGUAAUAGAAGUGGUUGCCAAGAUGGCCAUACCUUCGGAUCAGAGGGGCUAUGAGCCUAUGACACUCUAUUCAUGUACCGAUCUCUUGAUGAGGCAAGCACCAUAUGGACCAAAGUAUGUGCAAACCUUCUAAAGUUAUAUGAUGUCACUGGGAAGAAUAACAUCCCUUUGUUUACCUGACCCUACUCUGCUGAUGGUGGUUGUUGUGUCUCUAUGAGUAAUUUCCAUCAUGACUGAGCAAUGAAGUUUUAUUUUGAUGGUCCAUUUUCUAUUGCGCAAUUUUAUUGUGUAAUGCUUAAAGCUUCUUUGCUCACCUAUGCUAUUAAAAUGUUGUUCAUUUCCUAUUCAGUUUUGAAUAUUUAUUCUUCAUGGUGUUCAUUUCAG
Cuscuta epithymum is the source of this 2226-nucleotide messenger RNA. Lineage: Eukaryota; Viridiplantae; Streptophyta; Magnoliopsida; Solanales; Convolvulaceae. The record is from the annotation of a GenBank genome assembly.